Fusarium pseudograminearum CS3096 is the source of this 897-nucleotide messenger RNA. RefSeq lists its product as uncharacterized. The transcript has 3 exons. The record is from RefSeq and is a predicted model, not a curated record. The coding region runs from base 1 to 897 and encodes 298 amino acids. NCBI's taxonomy places the organism in Eukaryota, Fungi, Ascomycota, Sordariomycetes, Hypocreales, Nectriaceae.
AUGUCCGUACCUGUCAUAAUAUGGUACCUCAUUAUCCGGUCUAUCCGUUGGCGAGAGGUCGGCUUGGGUCGUGACCGCAGCAAGUAUUUCUGUUGGUGGCUUCUAGUCGAGGUCUACAAUCAGUGCGAGAUCUUCGACAUCGAACGACCAGAUGAAACAAACAGGCGAUAUCUACCUCUUAUUCGUGAAAAGAAAUAUUGCGAUGCGAUGAGGCCUUCGCCGCUGAAAACUAGUGGUGAUGACUCGGAAGGUCAGUUCCAGGUAAUUGACGAUGUGGUCGAGACGGAAUCGCAACCCCAAGCAAUUGUGGAAUUGUGCACAAUGACUGAUCCAACAAACGAAGAGACGCUGAGAGCUUCAGUAAACGAGGUACUUAGACCUGCAGCGUAUGGUAGUUAUGGGACAUCAAGCAAACGUUAUGCAACAGCAAGGAACACUUAUGAGGCAACAUCUGAUCGUACCACAUCAGUUCCGGACAAUUCAUCCAUCUCUACUGACAUGCCAACUGAGCAAGAUGAAUACCAGAAACGUCAAGACUACCAGAACGACUACGAGAGAGGCUAUGAUGAAGGAUAUAAGUCCGGUUAUCAGGAGGGCAUCGACGCUGUCCAGGGUUCCACGGUCUACGAUGAAGCCUAUAACAGAGACUACAGCAGAUCGUCCUAUGGCAACCACAACCAUGAGGUAGCCAAUGCCGACACUCAAGACUAUCCGUAUCGUGGCUCGUUCAUGUUAGUAUCUUGGCCACAGAUGAAUCAAGUUACAACCAAGGUGCUGAGACACAUAAUGUCUAUAAUACGGACAAUACCGAAACGAGAUCAAGCAUUGUGCAGGAUGACGAUAGGUACAGGGGCACAAGGCAGAGAGGCACGGAAGAAGCAGGAAGAAGUCGUCUAG